CUCAGGCUGUGGUGAAUGAGAUUGAAGAAGAGUUCUUGUUUUGUAUCUCAGUUUCUCUCUUUUUGGACAAAUUGAAUUUAAACAAAUACUACGGAGAUCUCAGACUAAUCAAUGGAGGAUAUUUGAAUAUUCACAUCAAUUGUAUCGGUGAUUCGGUAGAGUAUUGGGUUGUUUGUAAAUAUUUCAUUAUUAUCUGAGGAGAGGACUGCUGCUGUUCAUGUGAGUGAAGGCGGCUCUUUUAAUGCUUCAAUUGGAUGGUAUUCAACCUGGAGACGGUGUGAAGGCUGAACGUUCCCCCGGACUGACUGGCACACUGACUGGCUCAAUGAUGGAAUUACAAACGUUACAGGAGGCCUUGAAAGUGGAAAUACAAGUUCAUCAGAAACUGGUCACCCAGAUGAAACAGGACCCACAGAAUGCUGAUCUGAAGAAGCAGCUCCACGAACUUCAGGCUAAGAUCACAGCGCUUAGCGAGAAGCAGAAAAGCGUUGUGGAGCAGCUGAGGAAGGACCUGCUGGUGAAACAGGAGCCAGAGGUGAUGGUGCAGGUGCCGGCUGCAGACAAACACGUCCUCCAGAUCCCCUCCUCUGCCACUCUGCUGGCCCUACAGCAGACCACACACACCCAGGCCCUGCAGCAGAAGAUGCUGGCAGUCACCCCAGUCAUCACCACUAAGACUCUACCUCUAGUGCUGAAAGCUGCCACUCCCACCAUGCCUGCCUCUGUCGUGGUGCAGCCCCCCUCCACGGUCACUGCCAUCAGCCACACCUCCAAGCCCGGCGCCAUCAUCUCUGACAACUCCAUCUCCCGAAACACACCAGUCAACCUCCAGGUGGCCAGCAGGUUGAUCAAUCAGGGUUCAGAGUCCGUGCGACUGGUGUCAAAGAAUCCAGUUGUGGUCCGGGCGAAGCCCAACAGCGUGACCAUCGCCCCAGCGCCCCUUCGGCCCAUGAUGACGGCGCUCCAGCUGCUCCAGCGGGGCCCGGUGAUGCUGACCAACAAGCUGAGCCCCUCCUCGCUGCCCUCCAGCGCCGGGCUCAUCCACCAGGUGCGCAUCAUCAAUGGCCAGCCCUGCGCCGCCAAGAGCGGCCAGCCCACAGGCAUGUUGACGGGCAUUGUCAUCACGGCCCCGGCAUCGGUGCAAACACUGCAAAUCAGCGGCCUCGCCUCCGACACCAAGACUGUUAAAGCACGGGGGGGAUUUGGGCAGAAGAUGUUGGUGAGCAGGACCCCUCUGUCUCCAGCACCCAGACUAAAGAGAGAGGACAAUCCUCAGAAGCUUGCCUUCAUGGUGUCCCUCGGACUUGUUACCCAUGACCAUUUGGAAGAAAUUCAGAGGAGGAGGCAGGAGCGUAAGCGAAGAACAACGGCCAAUCCGGUGUACAGUGGAGCUGUGUUUGAGCCUGAGAGGAAGAAGAGUGCAGUGACCUACCUCAACACUCCGCUCCACCAGGGCACCAGGAAGAGAGGUCGCCCUCCCAAAUACAGCAGCGUUCCGAAGCUGGGCAGCCACACCCCGACCUCUCCCUCCAGCUGUCUCACUGCCUCCCCGGCCUCCGAGUGGCCCAACACAGGGGGGAGCUUCCCCUUCCAUGUCCAUCCCCACCACACUCUCCCCCUGCCCAGCCCCAGCUCUGGGGAUGGAGACAUCCAUGAGGAUUUCUGCACUGUGUGCAAACGCAGUGGCCAGUUGCUCAUGUGUGACACAUGCUCCUGUGUCUAUCACCUGGACUGCCUGGACCCACCCCUGAAAACCAUUCCUAAAGGCAUGUGGAUCUGUCCCAAAUGUCAUGAGCAGAUAUUGAAAAAAGAAGAUUCAAUUCAAUGGCCAGGAACAUUGGCUAUUGUUCAUUCCUAUAUCGCCUAUAAAGAAGCUAAAGAAGAGGAGAAACAAAAGCUAAUGAAGUGGAGUGCUGAGCUGAAACUGGAGCGAGAACAGUUGGAACAAGGGGUCAAACAACUCAGUAACUCCAUAACGGAAUGCAUGGAGACCAAAAACACCAUCAUGUCUCGGCAGAACGAAAUGCAAGUUUCGUUGGAGAAGGUCAGACACUUGGUCCGCCUCAUUCAGGCUUUCAAUUUCAGUCAAACCGUGGAGACCGAGGGUACAGGUGCCUUCACAGAAGACAUCACAGAAGACAUCGGGGCCAAGGAUGCAUUUGUCCCAGCUGAAAAUGCAGUAGACGCCAUUAACACCCAUGCUGUAGCAGAAGUCCAUAUCCAGUCUGUGGAUGGGGUAAAUGCCGAGGUCACAGCACUGAACAGCACCAAUGUUGAAGCCGGGACGCGGGUUGUUGUAGCUGAUGUUGCCACAGACGAGGUAGCAGGAGUCAGUGCUGAGGCUGCUGUUGACAUCUGCGUUGAGCCUGCUGCCGAGGUCAGCACCGAGACUGCAGUGGGCAGCAGUGUUGAACCUGUGGCUGAGGUCAAUAACGCUGAGGAAGUGACGGAAGCCACCGCAGUAGUCGGUGCAGUGAACUCUACAGUGGCCACAACCAAUGCUACCACUGACCUUGUGUGUACUGACAUGAGCAUGGAUGAGAGCUGUACUAACAACACUAACACCAUACCUGAGAACAAGGUCACCAACACGAACAGCACAGAGGAGGUGAUAGAAGAGGAACAGGAAGAGAACACAAACAUUGACAACAACAGCAAAACCUCAGAACCUUCCCAGCAAUCUUUGCAAGCUCUUCUCGACAGUUUGGACAAUAAAGACUAACACUCCAUCUCUUGGAUUGAAAACCCCCCCAACAUAAAAAAGAAGACUUUAGCUUUCACUUUUGAAAGGUGACCGAAAUUGCCAAUCUAUAUACAUACUUGAUUCCAAUGUAUAUUCAGACUGUGUAAAUAGUAGAUCUACAGCCCAAGUCUGAUAUUGCUAUUGGAUGCUGUAGGUUAUCAUACCCCAAACAUGGGUGAAAGGGUGGCUUGCCAAUUUAAGGAUAGAAAAGAACAGUAGUAAUGGUAAAAGUAAGAUAAUUUAUAACAUCACACCAGUGCGUGCCUGCAACAGUUCCCCUCGGAACUCUCAUGGGGGUUGUAUCUUAGGUUAUCUUCUGUUCCUGGGGAUGCAGGUUAGAGAUGUCUAAAGACUGCGUGCUGAACAGAGACCGCGUUUCUACGGCAUUAACUGAGAGCAAAGUAAAACCAAAAGAUAAGCAAAAAAGCUGAGGGGGGCAGGGCUUUGAAAAAGUGUCAGUAUUUGUUAACAGUGGGGAAACAUUGAGGUGUUUGAUCGUCGUUAAAAAUCAAAUAGGUAAAACAGGAGCGCCUUCAGUUAUCCCCAAUACCUUCCUCCCCUUUCCCCAUUCUCACUCUUACAUGACCAAUAACUAUGGACCCAUUUACACAAAACCUCAGGCAAAAAAUAAGGAAGUAAAGCAGCAUCCAUGUGCUUUGGAAGUAUGAGGCAAACUGCUUAUAGAGCUGGCUGGUUAGGGCCUUGCUGAGGAAGACCCAGGCAACAAAGACGGUCAUCUCAAGAGAGAGUGGAGUCAGAUCACACAUGGUAUCUUAAAGUUUUAAAAUGGUGUAGAUCCAGUGCAGUAAUUGAGUUAAAUUUGUGAGUCAGUGUCAACUGUGAGCACUAAAUGUGAAAUUGCAAUAAUAUUGCAUUGUCAAAAACAAACACGCAAAAAUAUAUCUGCAGUGUGUUUCUUUUAUAGGAUAAGAUAUUCAUUCAGGUCUUCCUAGUCUUCAAAAGUAAGUGCAUUUCUGUUGCAUAAAACAGUUGUUUGUUAAUAAAUGUUUUUAACUGGCAUAGUUUAUGCAUUUAAUUAUCUUUUAAAAAGAGGUGACCUUUGCAUAUUAUGAAAUGUACGUUUUUGUUUAAUUCUGAACUGCCAAAAUGCUAUUGUAUCCAAAUAUAGCAGGGACAUGUCCACUAACUGUAUGGAAAGAUAAAGUACGAAAUGUAUUAUUCAAUAUCAUCUUGGGAAUUGGCAAUCCCUGGUAAAUAAUUGCUUAUUCAACAAUCUCAUCAAAAUAUCUUUAUUUCCUGGAAACUGAAGGGUUUGUUGUAUCAGUCCAUUUUGGUGAUUAAAGCACAAGCUUGCUGCAUAACAAAUAAGUGCUGAAAAGCUUUUUUGUAUGUUACGUAUGGAACAAAACAGAUUAUGCAUUUUUUUUUUGUCAUGUAAUUUAGUCCCCAAAAAAUAUUUUUGUAUGACCCAACUGAUCUUUGAUAGUGAGUCUUCGGCCUUGUACAGGAGAAAUGUUCCCUCUCUCCUACCGCUGGAACAUGCGUGGAUAACAGAAUUGACCCUAUCCCCAAAAACUCAAUAGAUUUGCGCUUUCUCUGGUAUUUUUUUUGUAAUGCUCCAUCAACAUGAACUCAGCAAAAAAAGAAACGUCCUCUCACUGUCAACUGCGUUUAUUUUCAGCAAACUUGACAUGUGUAAAUAUUUGUAUGAACAUAACAAGAUUCAACAACUGAAGACAUAAACUGCACAAGUUCCACCUACAUAAUGUGUCCCUGAACAAAGGGGGUUCAAAAUCUAAAGUAACAGUCAGUAGCAGCAGCAUUAAGUACUGCAGUGCAUCUCCUCCUCAUGGACUGCACCAGAUUUGCCAGUUCUUGCUGUGAGAUGUUACCCCACUCUUCCACCAAGGCACCUGCAAGUUCCCGGACAUUUCAGGAGGGAAUGGCCCUAGCCCUCACCCUCCGAUCCAACAGGUCCCAGACGUGCUCAAUGGGAUUGAGAUCCGGGCUCUUUGCUGGCCAUGGCAGAACACUGACAUUCCUAUCUUGCAGGGAAUCACGCACAGAACGAGCAGUAUGGCUGGUGGCAUUGUCAUGCUGGAGGGUCAUGACAGGAUGAGCCUGCAGGAAGGGUACCACAUGAAGGAGGAGGAUGUCUUCCCUGUAACGCGUUGAGAUUGCCUGCAAUGACAACAAAUCAAAUCAAAUUUUAUUAGUCACAUACACAUGGUUAGCAGAUGUUAAUGCGAGUGUAGCGAAAUGCUUGUGCUUCUAGUUCCGACAAUGCAGUAAUAACCAACAAGUAAUCUAACCUAACAAUUCCACAACUACUACCUUAUACACACACAAGUGUAAAGGGAUAAAGAAUAUGUACAUAAAGAUAUAUGAAUGAGUGGUGGUACAGAACGGCAUAGGCAAGAUGCAGUAGAUGGUAUAGAGUACGGUAUAUACAUAUGAGAUGAGUACUGUAGGGUAUGCAAACAUAAAGUGGCAUAGUUUAAAGUGGCUAGUGGUACAUGUAUUACAUAAAGAUGGCAAGAUGCAGUAGAUGAUAUAGAGUACAGUAUAUACAUAUGAGAUGGGUAAUGUAGGGUAUGUAAACAUUAUAUUAAGUGGCAUUGUUUAAAGUGGCUAGUGGUACAUUUUUACAUAAUUUCCAUCAAUUCCAAACAAACAAGCUCAGUCUGAUGAUGCUGUGACACACUGCCCCAGACCAUGACGGACCCUCCACCUUCAAAUCGAUCCCGCUCCAGAGUACAGGCCUCGGUGUAACGCUCAUUCCUUCGACGAUAAACGCAAAUCCGACAAUCACCCCUGGUGAGACAAAACCACGACUUGUCAGUGAAGAGCACCUUUUGCCAGUCCUGUCUGGUCCAACGACGGUGGGUUUGUGCCCAUAGGCGACGUUGUUGCCGGUGAUGUCUGGUGAGGACCUGCCUUACAACAGGCCUACAAGCCCUCAGUCCAGCCUCUCUCAGCCUAUUGCGGACAGUCAGAGCACUGAUGGAGAGAUUGUGCAUUCCUGGUGUAACUCGGGCAGUUGUUGUUGCCAUCCUGUACCUGUCCCGCAGGUGUGAUGUUCGGAUGUACUGAUCCUGUGCAGGUGUUGUUACACGUGGUCUGCCACUGCAAGGACGAUCAGCUGUCCAUCCUGUCUCCCUGUAGCGCUGUCUUAGGCGUCUCACAGUACGGACAAUGCAAUUUAUUUCCCUGGCCACAUCUGCAGUCCUCAUCCCUCCUUGCAGCAUGCCUAAGGCACGUUCACGCAGAUGAGCAGGGAUCCUGGGCAUCUUUCUUUUGGUGAAGUUAUUUGGAUUUUUACGAAUUAUCUUUGAAAGACAGGGUCCUGAAAUGGGCCGUUUUCUUUUUUUGCUGAGUUUAUUUGUCUAAUGUUUUAUAAUUUGUGGGGCCAUUACCCAGGUUUUUUCCAUUUUUCGACCAAGUCGAUCAUGAAUUUCACCAGACUGUUCAUAAACAUUUGGGGUUGGGACCAUUCAGAAGAUCUGUGAAGGAUCUUUUUUGAGCGAGCCUCAGGUCUUCUCAAUUGAAAUGUAAAAAUGUUUAUGCUAUACUGUUGCAUUAUAUAGAGGGCAACAUGCAGUUGGGUCUUAAAUGAUUUACACCCUUGAUAAAGAUUAGCAAAAAUGACUAUAAAAUAAAUAAUUUAAAUACUGAGCUGUAUUGUACACUCAACAAAAUGGGGAAAUUAUAUGAUGUUAUACUAAUACAAUUGCUCAGAAAGAUUUUGUUUUAACAAGUAAUCUUUUUUUUCUCAAAGGUAGGGGUCAAAAUUAUUGACACCCCUAUUGUUGAUAGCAUUUUAAUACCUCACCUUGUGAGGAUAAUGGUACUGAGCCUUUUUCUAAAAUGUUUUAUGAGUUGGAGAACACAUUUGGAGGGAUCUAAGACCAUUCCACCAUACAGAGUCCUUCCAGAUCCUCCUGGCAGUGGAAACCAGGUUUUGGCUCACAUGUCCUGACACUGGGUAAAGUUCAUGAUGCCGUUGACCUUAACAAGCGCCCCAGGACCUGUGGAAGCAAAAUAGCUGCAUAACAUAAAAUAUUCCCUACCAUAUUUUAUAAUACGUAUAGAGGCAUUCUAAUUUCAACGCCAAACCCACCAAUGUGUGUGGCCAAAGAGCUAUAUUUUCAUGUCUUUACCCAGUACCAGGACAUUUUAGCCAAAACCUGGUUGCCUCUGCCAGGAGGCUGAAACUUGGCCGUAAGUGGAUCUUCCAGCAAGACAAUAACCCCAAGCACACUCCUGAAUUUAUUGACCACAAAAUCAACAUUUUGAAAUGGCCAUCUCAGUCUCCGGACUUGAAACCCAUUGAAAACCUGUAUAUGAAUUGAAGAGAGCAGUCCAUAAGCACAGACAAAGGAUAUCAAGGAUCUGGAAGAAUGCUGUAUGGGAGAAUGUUCUAAUAUAUCCCUCCCAAUGUGUUCUCCAACUAAUAAAACAUUGUGUGAAAAAGGCUCAGUGCUGUUAUCCUAACAAGAUGAGGUAUUGAAAACAGGGGUGUCAAUCAUUUUGAUCCCAACCUUUUUGAGGAAAAAAAGUAUUACUUGUUAAACAAAAUCUCUGUCACUGAGCAAUUUGUAUUAGUAUGAAAUAAUGUCAUUUCUUUAAUUUUUUGACCAUACAAUAUAGCUCAGUAUUUGAGUUGUUUAUUUCAUACAGUCAUUUUGCUCAUCUUUAUCAAGGGUGUCAGUCAUUUCGGACCCCACUGUACAUCAUGUUUACUUCAAUCCAUGGCCAAUCGACAUAUCUUUGGAGAAUGUUUGCUGUUUAAAUAACAGGGACUUGAAAUAAUUAAACAAAUAUAUAACAUUCAAGGGACUACAUCUUCUUAACAUUGCAACAUUUUUUUUAUAGUUAGCAAUAUAAUAAAUAGUAUCUAUAUUUUCUCCUCUCAUGAUGAAUGCUAAGUUGUUAUAGAGAUUCAUUUUUUCUAUUUCUUUUAACCCAUCUUAAUGUCGAAGGAAAAGGGAUAGUUUGACAAAGAUACGCAAUCAACUGCAAUGGCUAUACUGUCUUGUACUUCCUCAUAGAUUGAAUGAAAGGGGUUCUUUGCCUUGUGAGUCUUAUACAGUACUCGUAAGGACAUAUCUACAUCAAGACCGUACAGAAUUGAUUUCCUGGGUGUCCCAUGUUUUUCAUACUGCGUCCCUUGAAUACAACAAAAUAUUCAGACAUUGUCUUUGUAAAGCCUGAACGUAUGUUACAAAGCAACUUGAUCUUUCCCCUUUUUAGGUACCUCGAGUGCCUUUCUUCCAACAGCAUAUUUUGUCUCUUGACUUGCACUGUGACUUGUAUUAUUACCUUACUACACAAACACACUGGUCUAUUUCUUGUCCUAUGUUAUUCCCAUGUGAUUUUAUAUCCACCCACAAAACUCAAGAAUCUUCAGCAAAUAUAUGUAUCUGAAAUAUAGAGCACAAUUGAAUCAGCAUAAGGAAAAAGAACUUUGGGCUUUAAGUUAAGUACGUGGAGUUGACUUUGUUUCAGGCUAUUGGAUAUGUUUGCUUUUUCUACAAGUAGUCUGUAUAGCAGCUGCCUUAAAUGUAUUUUUGUAAUGUAUUUUUUGUCCUUAAAAGGUGAAUUAUAUUUAUUUUUAAUGAUCUGUAUUGGGGAGCACCUGUAAAAUGCAUGGGCAAAUCUCUGUGGUUUCUUCAUAGAUGUACACCACUCAGUAGUUUGUUCAAAUGUCACAGGAACUGGUACGAUAUCUGUGAAGGAUUAUUCACAAACUCUUAAACAGGUGUGACUUUUAGAAUGUUUUUUUUUGUGAUGCACUUUUGGUUGGAUUCCCAGACUAAAAUAUGUGAUGUGUGUGUAAAUAAUAAGAAAUAGAAGUCUGGAUUAUAUCCUUUUACCCAGAAUUUACCUCUCUAUUGUUGAGAUUCUACAUAGGCAUGUUGUGGUAGUCUAGUCUCCUCAGCAUUAAAACUCAGUCAGGACAGUGCCAGCGAUCAUUAUUUGUCCCCUACUUGUGCACCUUUUUUCUUUUCUCACCCAUUCUUUUGUCUCUGUCUUGCCGUUAGCUUGGUAAUAUCAGGUCAUAUGAAUUGAGCGUUGGCCUGUGUGCGUUUGAACAAAUGAAACAGCACCCUGAUUGGAUAGACUUCUUGAAGGUCUAGUGCAGUCAAAAAUGUGAUUUUUCCUGUGUUUUAUGAAUAUUUCCAGUAUGAUGUUGGAACAAUACUAUGAAAAUGAUAAUGCCAUUUUAGUGUAAGAGCUGUUUGAAAAGACAGCCUGAAAUGUCAUCCUGCCUGGUGACAUCACUAGGCGGUAAAGUUAAUAGACAAUAAGGAAGUUUCAAACCUCUGUCAAUAAUAGCUAGUUUUCCCUGUCCGACUCAGACCACUCCCAGACAGUCCUACCAAAAUUUUUGCAUGAGAAUUUGCUCUUUGCUAAGAAACUAUUUUAUUUAUUGCUGAGCAUUUUAAUUGAAAACAAUCACAGUAAGGUACUUGGUUGUUACCUUGAAAUGAUUUGAUAUUGAGACAACUGCUGUAUUGGAUUUCUUUUUUUUAAGGGCCAAUUAGCAGUUGAAACAAUAACAAAGCGUUUUCCAGCCACUGUUUUGGUAAAAAGCUGAGGGAUGGAGCUGGAAAAAGUAACCCCUCUAAAAUGAAUAGACAGAGCUAUAGAUGCCAGGACUGACCAUCCAUGAUAUCAAAAUUGUAGUUUUAAUGUGUUGAGGCUUUACAGUGUUUAUGUUACUUUGUUUACAAACGUUGGAGGAAAACAAGUUUAUUUGGGGUUCUGAUGGGGAACGACAGUUGAACUAAGCUCAUGAGGCAUUUACUUUCUAACUUAUAUUCUUCAAGAAUCAAUGGGUACAUAUCAUUCAUUUAUCCAAAGUCCAAAAAUGGAUGUAGCAACUUCUGAUUGCCCAUUUAAACCCCCUUAGCAGCAGCUUUCCAAUCAUUCCAACAGAAAUUAUGCCAUCUUAUGCAAGUUUUUUUAUACAAAUGUUUAUCAAACUUUUUUAAUAUACAUUACCUUCGGUUUUUAUGUGAAAUUAGUCACUUUUCUUUUACCAUUCUGGCAACAUGAUUCCAUAACUAUAGUAUACAGUGGAUGGAUGUCUCAGUAUAAGAAAAUUGAAGCUUUUCUUACAAAUAAACACCAUUUUAUAUGGCAUCUCUGGCAAUAAUGUUAUUGCUUAAAUAUAAGGCCCAGGGGGGUGUGCUAUAUGGCCAAUAUACCACGGCUAAGGACCGUUCUUAUUCACUACACAACGCAGGGUGCCUGGAUAUACAGCCCUUAGCCGUGGUAUAUUGGCCAUAUACCAUAAACCCCUGAGGUGCCUUAUUGCUAUUUCAGUUGAAGUCGGAAGUUUGCAUACACUUAGGUUGGAGUCAUUAAAACUCGUUUUUCAACCACUCCACAAAUUUCUUGUUAACAAAAUAUUGUUUUGGCAAGUCGGUUAGGACAUCUACUUUGUGCAUGACACAAGUCAUUUUUAUAACAAUUGUUUACAAACAGAAUAUUUCAAUUAUCAUUCACUGUAUCACAAUUCCAGUGGGUCAGAAGUUUACAUACACUAAGUUGACUAUGCGUUUAAACAGCUUGGAAAAUUCCAGAAAAUUAUGUCUUGGCUUUAGAAGCUUCUGAUGGAUGUAUGUCAAGGCAUACCUUCAAACUCAGUUCCUCUUUGCUUGACACCAUGGGAAAAGCAAAAGAAAUCAGCCAAGACCUCAGAAAAAAAAUUGUAGACCUCCACAAGUCUGGUUCAUCCUUGGGAGCAAUUUCCAAAAGCCUGAAGGUACCACGUUCAUCUGUACAAACAAUAGUAUGCAAGUAUAAACACCAUGGGACCAUGCAGCCAUCAUACCGCUCUGGAAGGAGACGCGUUCUGUCUCCUAGAGAAUAACGUACUUUGGUACGAAAAGUGCAAAUCAAUCCCAGAACAACAGCAAAGGACCUUGUGAAGAUGCUGGAGGAAACGGGUACAAAAGUAUCUAUAUCCACAGUAAAACGAGUCCUAUAUUGACAUAACCUGAAAGGCCGCUCAGCAAUGAAGAAGCCACUACUCCAAAACCGCCAUGAAAAAGCCAGACUACAGUUUGCAACUGCACAUGGGGACAAAGAUUGUACGUUUUGGAGAAAUGUCUUCUGGUCUGAUGAAACAAAAAUAGAACCGUUUGGCCAUAAUGACCAUUGUUAUGUUUGGAGGAAAAAGGGGGAGGCUUGCAAGCCGAAGAACACCAUCCCAAUCAUGUUGUGGGGGUGCUUUGCUGCAGGAGGGACUGGUGGACUUCACAAAAUAGAUGGCAUCAUGAGGGAGGAAAAUUAUGUGGAUGUAUUGAAGCAACAUCUUAAGACAUCCGUCAGGAAGUUAAAGCUUGGUCGCAAAUGGGUCUUCCAAAUGGACAAUGACCCCAAGCAUACUUCCAAAGUUGUGGUAAAAUGGCUUAAGAACAACAAAGUCAAGAUAUUGGAGUGGCCAUCACAAAGCCCUGACCUCAAUCCCAUAGAAAAUGUGUGUGCAGAACUGAAAAAGCGUGUGUGAGCAAGGUGGCCUACAAACCUGACUCAGUUACACCAGCUCUGUUAGGAGGAAUGGGACAAAAUUCACCCCUUAUUGUGGGAGGCUUGUAGAAGGCUACCCAAAACAUUUGACCCAAGCUAAACAAUUUACAGGCAAUGCUACCAAACACUAAUUGAGUGUAUGUAAACUUCUGACCCACUGGGAACGUGAUGAAAGAAAUAAAAUCUGAAAUAAAUCAUUGUCUCAACUAUUAUUCUGACAUUUCACAUUCUUAAAAUAAAGUGGUGAUCCUAACUGACCUAAGACAGGGAAUUUUUACUAGGAUGUCAGGAAUUAAAUGUCAGGAAUUGUGAAAAACUGAGUUGAAAUGUAUUUGGCUAAGGUGUAUGUAAACUUCCGACUUCAACUGUAUAAACUGGUUACCAACGUAAUUAGAACAGUAAAAAAGUACAUGUUUUGUCAUACCUGUGGUAUACAGUCUGAUAUACUACGGCUUUCAGACGAUCAGCAUUCAAGGCUCAAACCACCCAGUUCAUAAUUGGAAUUAUCUAAUGGCAGAGGAUUUUAAUGCCGUGAACUAUGAAGUCUCUGUGCAAUUGGACCAUUCUUUUGAUUCAAUUUCUGCCUCCACUAAUGCACCAUUCCUAAUGUUAUUGUUACUUUGGGACAGUGAGUGCAUAAUUCAGUGCAUUGUCCUGUAAAAAAAUAUAUAAUAAUGCACACAAUAAUAAUGCACACAUUCAUUUAAAGUACUAAGCUCUAAAACCAAUACACCAAAAGAAUAUAGCAAAUGUGCAUUUAUAUUUGGAAUCCUUAUGCAUUUCAUAAAUAUCAGCCUCAAAAAUUGUUAAUUUCUGCUUCAGUACAGUGUAUAAGUUCACAGAUGUGAAAGAAAAAGCAGUUGGCAGCUGAGACUCACUCAGAUGUAUGUUAUUGGGCUUAUGGGUUUUACAGUGAAAGUAGUAUAUUUUAUGCCUAACACUGGCAUUUCCAGUUAAUUCCAGAGGGAAUCGAGAGUAGCUCACUUAUACAUUCUCACCAGUGCAUUAUAUAUUCUGUGGCUUUUUAAUAUAGUCUAGAUUUUUUGUUCUUAUGCUAUACCAAGUCAUGAUUGUGGCCUUCUAGUAUUGUUGAUGCAUUUCAUCAUCCAUAAUACUUAUAAUUCAUAUGGUGUGACUUCCCUAUUGUUGUAACACCUUGAGAGUCUUACCUCAUCCACUGUAAAUUCAAUUGGAGGAGUUUCUUCUUUAAGAGUGCAAAAAAGUAUCAUUAAAAAAACUACAUAUUGUGAAAGAUGAUGCAUUGUAGCGAUACGAAUAAAAGGUUCACCUGGUGUGCUGAGUUGUGUAAAUUGCUAAUUACACAAAAUGGAAUAUUUGUAAAAUGUUUGUAUUUUUCAUAAUUUUAAAAAGGAGUGUUUAUUUUUUGACUUCUCUUCUGUUACAGAUCUCUCAUUUGUUUGUUCACCUGACAUUGUGAGUGAUCCGGUGUGUUUCUUACCUCCUGUAUUGAGCCUCUUCUGUGAUUAGUUAUUUGUAUGCGUUGUUUAGAAAAUACUGUAAGAAAUAUGGGAAGAAGUUGAUAUUAGGAGCAUUUGAUCAAUUUGUAUUUAUUUAUUUUAUCAUUUUGUUAAUAAAUUGUCAAAAGCAA
Messenger RNA from Salvelinus fontinalis (brook trout), 12854 nucleotides. Its product is annotated as PHD finger protein 21A-like. Gene Ontology annotation, molecular function: chromatin binding. The coding region runs from base 242 to 2722 and encodes 826 amino acids. Gene Ontology annotation, biological process: negative regulation of transcription by RNA polymerase II. The transcript is spliced from 17 exons. NCBI's taxonomy places the organism in Eukaryota, Metazoa, Chordata, Actinopteri, Salmoniformes, Salmonidae. Gene Ontology annotation, cellular component: histone deacetylase complex. The record is from RefSeq and is a predicted model, not a curated record.